GCGGGGCCGGAGAAGUUGGAAUGAAGCCGAGGAAAAGUUCGUGGCUGGGAGGAGAGAAGGAAGGAGAAGAGUCUCCCACGUGACCUAGUUUCAGUUAUCACUGGGGCAGAGAACUAACUUUUGUCUUUAGCCUCGGGACACGCUUGCAAUAAUCAGGCAGAAAGCCACAUGCUAACUGGCUGGCUCCUCCUCCUGUGGCGUCAGUGAGUUUUAUGCGGCUUGAUGAACAGCAGCCUUGAAGAUAAACUCGGUUACUGAGACUAACCGAGGGGAACAGAGGUCUGGGACAUCCGAAAUGGUAAAGAACUCAUUUGGAAAUGGUUUGACGAACAUAUUUCAGUCUCCGCUUUUUAUCAUGGGCGUUUCGUAUGUGGCGGAAUUCACUGCGAGUAUAAUAAUGGAUAUUUGCUGAAUAAACAUGUAAGCCAACCGCUUCCCUGAAAGAGCCUGUGCAAACCCCGAGCCAAACAGUAGCCCGGGUGCUCCGGAUCCGUAAGGGUCGGUGAAAAGUGGGUGGUGAGUUGGAUAAGAGGACAUUUCAUCUCCUGACUCCACUUUUUACUGGUUGUCCCCCAUGCCUGAAAUGCUGUCCCUCUUCAAUUCUGCCUUUUGACUUCCUUCCAAUCUCAGCUCAAAUCUUACUUUCUUUAGUCAAGGCAAAAACAGUUCCGUCCUCCAAAAAGAGGUCUUGCGUUGGGGUAGUGGAAGCGCACCUCCUCUUUCAGUAGCCCCUCUUAAAAAAAAGAACCGAAAAUUCCUCGGUGCUUCUGAUCAGUCAGCGUUGGGAGACGGUGCUGGAAAAUCAGCCGGCCCAGGAAUCAGGUCAAAGAAUUUCACAGGUGUGGACAGGGAACUUAGGCACCCCCUGCCCUCCAAACUACCACCACCAUGGUGCCCUGGGAAGAGCCAGAACGGCUGGUGUGGCGCCCAGAAGCUGUGCCUGCAGUGCCUGUGGGGCUGGAGGUAAAGAUGGGUGCCCUGGUGGUGCUGCUGGUGCUCACCCUGUUUUGUAGCCUAGUGCCCAUCUGCGUGCUUCGACGUCCCAGCGCCAACUUCGAGGCCUCAGCCUCCAGAAAGAAAAUCCUGAGCCUGGUGAGCUGCUUCGCAGGUGGUGUUUUUCUGGCUACCUGUCUCUUGGACUUGCUUCCAGACUACCUGGCUGCCAUAGAUGAGGCCCUGAGUGCUCUCCGAAUCACACUUCAGUUCCCACUGCAGGAGUUCAUUCUUGCCAUGGGUUUUUUUCUGGUUCUGGUGAUGGAGCAGAUUGUGCUAGCUUACAAAGAGCAAUCAGGGCCCCUUCCAAGAGAGGAAACUCGAGCACUCCUGGGCACAUCAGGCACUGCACCUUCACACUGGCACGAUGGAUCCAUGGCUGAUGGGACUUCUCCUACCCCUUCAGCCUUAAGGGCCUGUGUCCUGGUCUUCUCACUUUCCCUACACUCAGUAUUUGAAGGGCUUGCUGUGGGGCUGCAGAGGGAGCGAGGCCGGGCAAUGGAGCUGUGUCUGGCGUUGCUCUUGCACAAAGGAGUACUAGCUGUCAGUCUGUCCCUACGGCUACUGCAGAGCCGGCUGCGGGGUGAAGUAGUGGCCAUUUGUGGGGUCCUCUUCUCCUGCAUGACACCGUUGGGUAUUGGGCUGGGGGCUGCACUAGCAGAGUCAGCAGGGCCUCUGCACCAGCUGGCACAAUCAGUGCUAGAAGGUAUGGCAGCCGGCACCUUCCUCUAUAUCACUUUCCUGGAGAUCUUGCCCCAGGAACUGGCUGCUUCUGAGCAGAGGAUCCUCAAGGUCAUCUUGCUUCUGGCUGGUUUUGCCCUGCUUACUGGUCUGCUUUUUAUUCGUGUUUAAAUGACCUCGGAGGUAUGGGGGCCUUGGGAGCUGAAAGUGCAUAUGAUGGGGUAGGGGGGUGGUGUGCAUUGGUGGGUGUUAUAGUAAGGACCCCAGAGAGUGACCAUCAGAACACGAGACAAAGGACAAAGAUAAAACUCCCCAGCAAUGUGGGGGGAGGUGAAGAGGGGAGAAGAAAACUAAAAAAACACUAGACAAGACGAAGGGACUUGUGAACAGGUGGUAGAAUACAAGGACUGAGACACUAAGGGUAGGGCCAUCAGAGAAUGAGGAGUGGAAAAGGAAUCUGGAGCCCCUAGGGGUAUCGAUUUCAUCCCAUUCCUCUAUUCUCCUGGAGAAGCCCCAUUUUUCUUCUCCUGGCCCUGCCCCCUUUUCAAUGUUCACUUUUUUAAGGGCAUGAUGGCUGACACAUCUACAAGCUAAGUUCCCUGCCCUCAGUUGAACUUCCAAUCCUCCUAUAAAGUGCCAAAUACUCCUCCUCCCCCCUUUUCACAAAGCACAUUGGUAUUGGGUGUUGCCAGGCAGCUAAAUGGGAACUGUGCUGCCUGCUGUUGAUUUUCAAACCUUUCACCCUCUCUGGGGCUGGGGGUGAGUAUCGAACCUGGUGAUCUUGCCCAGGUGCCAAAGGCUGAACUGCCUAAACCUUUUGUACCAGAGAAGCCUUGGAGGCCCGCCUCUCAGGGGUAUUUUUGGAGGAGGGUGGGUGGAGGGGAGGGAGGGAUGGGGACUGGGAGGGAGAGGGAUAUGCUCUGUAUAAUCUAUUUUACUAAACUGACGCUUCCGGGAUCGGCUUCCCGAAUAAAAGGUGUUCUUAUA
Trichosurus vulpecula (common brushtail) is the source of this 2661-nucleotide messenger RNA. RefSeq names its product solute carrier family 39 member 1 (gene SLC39A1). Gene Ontology annotation, cellular component: plasma membrane. Gene Ontology annotation, biological process: zinc ion transmembrane transport. The record is from RefSeq and is a predicted model, not a curated record. The transcript has 6 exons. Gene Ontology annotation, molecular function: zinc ion transmembrane transporter activity. Bases 889 to 1845 code for a protein of 318 amino acids. Lineage: Eukaryota; Metazoa; Chordata; Mammalia; Diprotodontia; Phalangeridae.